AUGGCUGCGGAGAACUCGGAGCAACGUGUCCCCCUGGAUGUUGCCCUUCCCCUUAUACCCACUCGAGCGGUCUUCACCUCGACACAAUGGAGGACUCUUCUGGCUCUAGCUGACACCGUGAUUCCGUCCAUCCGCUCCCCCGUCGCAUACAAGUCCAAGGCAACCAAGAUUGUCACAUCUCAAGAGAUGGAACGAGCUCGUACAACCCUAACCUCCAAGAUUCCUGGCCCCGAUGCGGCUACAAUUGCCGGUCAGUAUCUACGGGAGUCUGCCUCCUCGAAUAACACGUUUCGUGAGGGACUGCAACGUCUAUUCUCGGUCUAUGUCCACGACGAGGGAUUGAACGGCAUUAAGUUCAUUCUGAAUGCUCUAAAUACACGGCCUGGCUCCCUCCUCCUGACAGGGUCAGUGAUCCUGAUUCGAGACCAGCCUGUUGACGUGCGUGAAGAGAUCUUCCGCAGCUGGGAGACCUCCCGGAUCAAACCACUUCGAGCUAUCUACCGGGCUCUAUCCACCAUCUUCAAGAAGACUUGGAUUACAUUUAGCCCAACGCUCAACCUAGCCAUCGGUUUUCCUCGUGUGCCAGUCUAUGGGAAACCUGUGGAUGGCUUCAAGUAUGAAUUCUUGCAGUUCCCUCCCAGUGAGGAUCUUGAAAUCAUCGAAACAGACGUUGUCAUUGUCGGGAGUGGCUGUGGUGGGAGUGUCGCGGCCAAGAAUCUCACCGAGGCGGGCUACAAGGUGAUUGUUGUGGACAAGUCGUAUUACUACUCGUCUGACCACUUUCCAAUGGCCGCAAACGAGGGCUUCAUCAGCAUGUUUGAGGGAGGAGGCGGUGUCGUCACCGACGAUGGAUGUACCGCCAUUCUGGCAGGCUCCACCUGGGGUGGCGGUGGCACAGUCAACUGGUCCGCUGCUUUGCAGACACAGGGAUACGUACGGGAGGAGUGGGCAAACAGUGGGCUUCCGUUCUUCACCAGUCAAGAAUACCAGAAGUGCUUGGAUCGUGUCUGCGACCGGAUGGGUGUGGGGAGUGAGCAUACCGAACACAACAAAGCCAAUCGUCUCAUCCUGGAAGGGGCUCGCCGACUGGGCUAUUCUGCCAAAGCGGUGCCCCAGAACACAGGUCAUGGCCCGCACUACUGUGGCUACUGCACUCUGGGCUGUCACACGUGUGGGAAGAAAGGUCCUAUGGAGACGUUCCUCGCCGACGCCGCUCGGGGAGGGGCAAUGUUCAUCGAAGGAUUCCGCGCGGACAAGGUUCUGUUCGAGGAGAAGCCAUAUGGAACAGUGGCUUCGGGCGUGGAGGGAACAUGGACCUCAAGGGAUUCGUACCUGGGUGUGUCGGGUGUGGAUGCGGUGAAGCGCAAGGUGAUCAUCAAUGCAAAACGCGUGGUGGUGUCCUGUGGUUCCUUGCAAAGCCCUCUGCUUCUCAAGCGGAGUGGACUGAAGAACUCACAGAUCGGUCGCAACCUUCACCUUCAUCCAGUGAUUGUUGCUGGUGCCGUCCUCAAUGAAGAGGUUCGACCUUGGGAAGGAUCGGCACUGACUACUGUCGUCAAUGAAUUCGAGAACCUCGAUCGAAAAGGCUAUGGUGUCAAGAUUGAGGCUCUGUCCAUGCUGCCUUCCGCCUACCUUCCCCUCUUCCCAUGGCGUGGUGGACUGGACUAUAAGAUGUGGGUGCUUAACCUGCCACGAACGGUGGGGUUCAUCACACUCACCCGGGACCGAGAUGGUGGACGAGUGUACCCAGAUCCGGUUGAUGGGAGAUGUCGCAUUGACUAUACGGUGUCUGCCUAUGACCGUAAGCAUAUGCUUGAGGCACUUGCUGGUACUGCCAAGAUUGCUUUCGUUGCUGGCGCUAAGGAAUUUCAUACGACCUGGCGAGAGCUGACCCCAUACAUCCGGCCUGAGAUGACACCUUCUGAAGCUGCGGAAGGCACUAACAACGCGUCCUUCCAAGCGUGGCUUGCUGAUAUGCGUGCUCAUAAGGUACCAUUCGAGCCCGAGCGGACACAGUUUGCCAGCGCCCACCAGAUGGGAACUUGUCGGAUGGGCGCCAGUCCCAAGUCCAGUGUGGUCGACCCGGACUGUCAAGUGUGGGAGACUCAGGGCUUGUAUGUCGUGGAUGCAUCAGUGUUUCCCAGUGCCAGCGGUGUCAACCCCAUGAUCACUAAUAUGGCGAUCGCUGACUGGGCUAGUCGCAACAUCGCCAAAUCACUGGGAGACAGCCGUGAGAGGCACCCGAUGGCCCGGUUGUAG
This is a messenger RNA of Aspergillus japonicus CBS 114.51, 2259 nucleotides long. Its product is annotated as long chain fatty alcohol oxidase. Bases 1 to 2259 code for a protein of 752 amino acids. NCBI's taxonomy places the organism in Eukaryota, Fungi, Ascomycota, Eurotiomycetes, Eurotiales, Aspergillaceae. Gene Ontology annotation, molecular function: flavin adenine dinucleotide binding; long-chain-alcohol oxidase activity. The transcript has 3 exons. The record is from RefSeq and is a predicted model, not a curated record.